Molecule: messenger RNA, 1224 nt
Organism: Pararge aegeria (speckled wood butterfly)
Lineage: Eukaryota; Metazoa; Arthropoda; Insecta; Lepidoptera; Nymphalidae
Gene: Mocs2B
Product: molybdopterin synthase catalytic subunit
Exons: 6
Coding region: 37-1044 (335 amino acids)
Biological process (GO): Mo-molybdopterin cofactor biosynthetic process
Cellular component (GO): cytosol
Molecular function (GO): molybdopterin synthase activity
Source: RefSeq, a predicted model, not a curated record
AUAGGGUUGUCAAGAGGCUAGAAAUUAAAGUUAGCAAUGGAUCACCUGAAACUGAUACCAGAUAAACUGUCUGUCGAAGAAGUUAGUGAUUUGGUUCUGGACAGCCGGUGUGGAGCAGUUUCUGUAUUUGUUGGGAUCACCAGGGACAGCUUUGAUGGAAAAAAGGUGGUGCGUUUGGAAUACGAAGCGUAUGACUCUAUGGCCUUGAAGGCUAUGCAGAGUAUCUGCGAUGAUGUCAGAGACAAGUGGCCUGCGGUCCACAGCAUUGCAAUGUACCAUAGGUUAGGCUGCGUGCCAGUCAAAGAAGCCUCGGUCGUAAUAGCUGUGAGCAGUCCCCAUAGAGUGGACUCUUUAGAAGCCGUAUCCUACUGCAUAGACCAGCUCAAAGCGAGUGUGCCGAUAUGGAAGAAAGAAGUGUACGAGGAUCAGGAGCCUGUUUGGAAGGAGAACAACGAAUGCAUAUCGAAGGAACAAAUAAAACCACCAGAAAACAUAGACAAGAAUCUUGUACAAAUCAAUGUAUCGAGUGAGGAACUCGAGAAGAGAAUACAGAAUUUUAUUGCGAGAAAGAGAGAGCAAGUUAAUAUAAGCAAUAUACACGACUUCAUUCCGUCUAAGGGCGAGAGUGAGACUGAAGAUAUGGAGACGUGCGCUAGAGUGAGAACGCAGUUCGUAAAGCGGAGCGAUUCUAAGGGACAUUUGAAAAUUCGCAGAGUAUACAAUGAAUGGGGCCCACAAACCGUGUCCAGGCACCACCCUUAUAUAAAAGAAGACAGCUCUCAAAAUCUACCUCAUUCCAUCGCCGAAAGAGUGCAAGCGAUCGAAUCCUUCCUGAACACCGGACCCGUUGCACCGGACAUAUACAAGCGGCUUAAAGAUAUGGAGGACAAAAUCGCCUAUCUACAGUCUAUUUCGCCCGAGUACGCGAUGUUUUGGAAAAACAAGAAAGUGGAAACGGAAGAAUUGCCAGAAACUCAAUCGGAAUACACCUUCACUGCGGAAGAUAUAGCUAAGAGAAUAGAGUUGUUGGAGAAGCAACAGUAGCAUAGUAGAAUAGUAGUACUAUGAAAAUAAAUCUUAAUUUGGAAUACCCCGCGAAAAGCAGGAGAAUGUAUCUACGGUGUAAUUUACAAUUUCUUCAACCUUUAUACUCCACACCAAACCAGUGGGGUGCAUAGAGAUUUGACGGAUUUGACGGCCGACUGGCGCAGUGGGCAGCGACCC